Messenger RNA from Stylonychia lemnae, 333 nucleotides. The record is from the annotation of a GenBank genome assembly. Lineage: Eukaryota; Ciliophora; Spirotrichea; Sporadotrichida; Oxytrichidae.
AUGUUUGUUAGAAUUGCAUUUACGGAUACAGUACUUUGUAAUUGCAAUUAAAUGAAUGAUGGUAUCUUCUCAUAUUUGAGGUGCACUUUCAAGCAAGAUUCAUCAAAACCUGAUAAUGUUUUUUUGGAUGACAUAAAAGCCUGCUUAGACGGCUUUAUAGACAUUAAAACGGGAAAAUGUGUGACUAACUGUGGUAUUGGAUAAUAUGGGUAAGUAAGCUAUGGAAUGAGAGGAAUGAUUGAGAAAACAGUUUGCCUAGAUUGGGUACUACCUAUAAGUUACAAAUUAAGAUAAAAGAACUGGAACUUGCAAAUUAAAGUCAGGGUCUUUUGA